Messenger RNA from Drosophila kikkawai, 2499 nucleotides. RefSeq names its product prolyl endopeptidase. Lineage: Eukaryota; Metazoa; Arthropoda; Insecta; Diptera; Drosophilidae. Gene Ontology annotation, molecular function: oligopeptidase activity; serine-type endopeptidase activity. Gene Ontology annotation, cellular component: cytosol. The record is from RefSeq and is a predicted model, not a curated record. Gene Ontology annotation, biological process: proteolysis.
CGUUGAUUCCAGGGAUGUCAAUUGAAUAGAAAAAUUCCAAAUUUCCAGAUAUCUUUGUUCUAAAUUUAAAAAUGAAUUUUUUUUUUCUCGAAUCAUGAAAAACAAGUUUCUGUCUUUUUCUGAAAAUCGGGUCGCGGUGUCCAGGCCACAAGCUUCGAUUAAUCGGCCCACGAAUGAAGCACCUCCGGCUGCUGAGGAAAGACACCUAAGGAUUGUGUAUCCCGAGGCUCGAAAGGAUAGUAAUGCGGAGGAAAUGAUUCAUGAAUAUCGAAUUAGGGAUGUUUACCGUUGGCUUGAAAACCCGGACUCGGCAGAAACGAAGAGAUUUGUCAAUGCCCAAAACAGCAUCAGCCAACCGUUUCUGGAAAGAUGUGAUGAGAGGGGAAUGAUCAAUACAAAACUGACAAAGCUCUGGAAUUUCCCGAAAUUCGGAUGUCCCAUGCGUCACGGUGAUUUCAUCUAUUUCUUCAAAAAUACUGGCCUGCAGAACCAAGGUGUUCUGAUGCAGCAGGAAACCUUGGACGGCCCGGAGAUUGCCUUUCUCGAUCCCAACAGCCUAGCCGCUGAUGGGACCGUAGCUUUGAGUCAGCAAAAAUUCUCCGAAAACGGGGCUUUUAUGGCUUACGGACUGAGCGAAAGCGGUUCGGAUUGGAAUAAAAUACGCAUUCGGAGGGCUAAGGAACGCACAGACUUUCCGGAGGUCCUGGAGAAGGUCAAGUUCUCGAAGGUCUCCUGGACGAAGGACAACAAGGGCUUCUUCUAUGGGCGAUAUGCCGACCAAGACGGCAAAACUGAUGGAUCGGAGACCAAGCAAAAUGAAAACCAAAAGCUAUACUAUCAUCGGGUGGGGGAAAGUCAGGAUCAAGAUACAUUGGUGGCAGAGUUUCCGGAACAUCCAUCUUGGCGCAUUCAGCCUGAUGUAUCCGACUGCGGAAAAUACCUAAUUUUAUCCAUUAGCCAUACCGUCCGGGAUAACAUGGUGUACUAUGCCGACUUAACAGAGGGAGAGGAGAUCAAUUCAAAACUUACGGUCAAUCCGGUUGUUGAUAAGUUUGAAGGAGACUACGACUACAUAACUAACGACGGAUCGGAUAUGUAUUUCCAUACAAACAAGGAUGCGCCCAACUAUCGGGUGGUGGUCAUCGAUUUUGCGAACCCUGCCGAGGAAAACUGGAAAACUCUGAUACCCGAACAUGAGAAGGAUGUUCUGGAUUGGGCGAAAUGCGUAAAUGAGGACAAGCUCGUGGUUUGCUAUAAUCGGGAUGUGAAGAACAUUCUGCAAGUUUAUGAGUUGAGAACAGGAACACUCAUCCGACAAUUCGGCUUGGAUAUUGGAACUGUUAAUGCAAUUUCAGGCAAAAGAAAGUACUCGGAAAUUUUUUACAGUUUCUCAUCAUUCCUUACGCCAGGCAUAACCUAUCACUACGACUUCGCCAAGCCCCUUGAGAAGCCCAAGGUCCUGAGAGAGAUCACACUUAACCUGGAGGGCUUUAACCGCGACGAUUACAUCGUGGACCAAGUUUUUUAUAAGAGCAUUGAUGAUACCAAUAUUCCCAUGUUUAUCAUACGAAAGAAGAGGGACACAGUAGAGCCCCGACCUUGCCUAAUGAGCGGAUAUGGUGGAUUUAAUUACAGUUUAAUGCCGUCCUUUGGCAUCACUGGUCUGAUGUUCAUGGACACAUUCGACGGUAUCCUGGCCUUUCCCAACCUCAGAGGAGGUGGCGAGUACGGCAUCAACUGGCACAAUGGAGGAAGGCUGUUGAACAAACAAAACGUGUUCGACGAUUUUCAGGCUGCUGCUAUGUACUUGGCCGAGAACCAUUACACUACGAAGGAUCGGUUGGCCAUACAGGGUGCCUCGAAUGGUGGUCUCUUGGUGGGUGCCUGCAUCAAUCAGCGCCCGGAUCUCUUCGGAGCAGCAGUUGCCCAGGUUGGAGUCAUGGACAUGCUCAGAUUCCACAAGUUUACCAUAGGCCAUGCUUGGUGCUCGGACUACGGCAACCCCGAUGACAGGGAGCACUUUGCUUACCUGUUCAAAUACUCCCCGUUGCACAACGUACACUUUCCAUUGAACCCGAAUGAGGAGUACCCCUCGACCUUGAUCAUGACGGCCGACCACGACGAUCGCGUCAGUCCCCUGCACUCCCUUAAAUUUGCCGCAGCUCUCCAGGAAGCCGUACGGCAUUCGGAGUAUCAACUGAAUCCUAUUCUGCUGAGGGUCUACACGAAUGCUGGCCAUGGAGCUGGAAAGCCGACUAGGAUGCGCAUUAACGAAGUCACUGAUAUAAUGACUUUCCUCAGAAAGACCCUUAAUGUUGAUAUCGUCAAUCUUUAAGGAGCCAAUAUUUCAGACUUCCGGGAUUGGAUACAUAUAAAUAUAAAACUUAUUAAGGCCAACCUUGAAUUUAUUACUCAAGUGAAACAUAUGUACAUCUACUGAAUAUUCUCCGCUAUCUUUAGGAAACUUUACUCGCUGUCGUUAAUCAAAUGUUUAAUCAA